Messenger RNA from Halichondria panicea, 730 nucleotides. RefSeq names its product apoptosis regulatory protein Siva-like. The transcript has 3 exons. NCBI's taxonomy places the organism in Eukaryota, Metazoa, Porifera, Demospongiae, Suberitida, Halichondriidae. Gene Ontology annotation, molecular function: CD27 receptor binding. Gene Ontology annotation, biological process: extrinsic apoptotic signaling pathway. Bases 85 to 624 code for a protein of 179 amino acids. The record is from RefSeq and is a predicted model, not a curated record.
CCCCUCCCCUUUUUGCAAGCCACAAAGGCGCAGAGGAGGGCCGGGAAAGGACAACAACAGCUAGCUUAGCUUUACGGCUUAGCCAUGCCAAAGAGAAAGAACCCGUUUGGAGAGAGUGCUCCCAUUCAGCUCAAGACUCACGUGGGCUUCAACCAGGCCGCCACUAUCGCUGACAAACAAGCUGUGUAUGAGAGGACCAAGGCUCUACUGUUCAAUGGAUCCAACCCCGGAAUCAGAGGGGUGGAGAAUGUACCCCCUCACAUGAACCGACUGUUUGAUGAUUGUGCCCCCCUGCCGAUGGCCGAGGCUAUGGACACACCCCCUGUCUUACCCCCCUCCCCACAACAGCAGGGGAUACUACAAUACUUUACCAAUGGAGGGGACAUAAAAGUUACCGCUACUGGACCCACAUUAGCGUGUGGGAGUUGUCAUUGUGCUGCUGGUGUGGAGCUUGUGAUGGUGUGUGUGGGGUGUGGGCGGAGGGUGUGUGGUGGUGAGGGGUGCCUCAGGGAAUGCCUCGAGUGUCAACGCCCUCUCUGUCAAUUCUGCACUGUCCUAAACUAUAAUACAAGAGAUGUUCGAACUUUCUGCUUUGACUGUCUACCCGUAAUUAAUUGCUCAUAGCUAGCUCUACUUAUUCACUGUACUCAAUUACAAUACAUGAUUGUAUAUAUAUAAUUAUACAUUGCAUUAAUUCUCAUAUUCAUUUAAUAUCACAUUAUAACUUUGA